CUUUUACCAUUGAAUUUAUAUUUUUUUAAAAUUAACCGUUUUCGACUUUUCAGCUUUGAGGGCUCGUUUUAUUCUCAGUUCAUGCUUUGUUGCAGAACAUGUCUCCAUAAAGGAGUUGCUAUAUGAAAAUAUACACGUACAUAAUCCGCUGUACGUGCUCACAUGAUAAACUAUCUACAAUGAUUAAAACCAUUUUCCUGGAAUUUUAAAACCGUAACUUUUUCCUCGUCACAAAAACUUAUUUGAGUCCUAUCUUAGCCAGUUUACUGCGUUGCAUAUAAUCAUUAUACUCUAUCUUAUGCAGUUCAUUACAUCAUUUUCCCAUCUGCAUAUUUCUCUCACAGGUGGUAUUGUUUCGUGAUGCACACCAGAAAUACAGUAUUUUAUAUUAACCAUUGUGUAUGACACUCAUUCAGUUAGUUACUGUACAAGUCUUAAUGUAAGCCAUUUCAGGGCGUUCUCAUAUUUAAGUAGCAUGCGUAAUCUGAUGCACGUGUUCCUCUUAUGUAUAGUUUGGUCCUGGAGAUCAUAUCUUUCUUUAGACCCCAUGAAAAUAAAUCAUGCAGGCUUAGGUUCAGAGGUCUCAUCUACCAAGGUAUUGAACCACGAUGACAUCCACAAAUUUUUGUAAUGGUAUUUCAAGUAAGCAGUAAUUUGGUAACCAAAAUGUGGAUCAUCCCAUCAUGCUGAAAGAAGAUGUUGCACUUUUUCUCCAGAAGCACAUCCACCAUUGAAAGUGGCAAUUCAUUAAUUUGGAAUAAUACAAGGGGCAGUAAACUCUUGUUUGGAAUGAGUUGGAAUGAACACAUUUUUACAACUAGGUGGUAUUACAACAGUCAUGAGACAAGGUGGACCUUCUCUAUUUCAAAACAAGCUAAGAUUUUUCACGAGGGUCCAAUUCAUAAUUAUAAACAAAAGACAAAUGCAGCAUGAAGAUAGUAUUAAAAAAUGUGAGUGGUGAAAGCAUCACAAUUGAUGUCAAGCCUGAUGAUACUUUCUAUGACCUAAAGACAAGAAUUCAAAAUGAAUCAGGCAUUCAGCUUGAUCUUCAGCAAUUGAAUUUUAAAGGGAAGAAAAUAACAGAUGACCAAAUCGUUGCAGAAUAUUUUUUUGACGAUAUUGGUGCUGCUGAAGAAAAUGGACCAAAAUAUGAAGAUGAAGAUGCUAGUGUUGUGCAGUCAUUGCAGUGUGCUGUACCUGGAUGCAAUAAUGUUGAGGCCUCAUGUCCAAAUAAAAGUUUUUUCCAUUUUCCAGUUUCUGAGGACAGGUGCCGGCAUUGGCUGUUGGUUUGUAGACGGCUUGACUUAUUGGAUAAGCCAUGUGCCUUAGUGAGUCAGCAUUAUGUUACAUGUUCUGAUCAUUUCAUAGCCAGUGAGUUUGUUGAUGAUACUAAACAAAGACUGAAAAAGAGAGCUAUUCCAACAUUAUUUGACUUCAGUAGUCAGAAUGGUGUUCCUAUAGAAAUAAUAGAUGGCGAUCAAAUCAUCGUAGAAGAAAACUGUGAAGUAGUGAUCAAGCAAGAACGAGGAUCGAUGCCACAGGUUGAAAUUGAUUAUGACAGUGACCUUGAAGGGGUGGUUGAAGAAUUAGUACCAGAACUUCCAGGCCAACUCUGCCGACUCUGUGCAUCUGCUAUUAAGGAAGUAGUGUACAUUUUCAGUGCCACUGGGAAGGAACAACAUAUUGCUGAGAAAAUUAAUACAUGUUUACCUGUAACGGUUAAAAGUACAGAUCCGCUGCCAAAACAACUGUGUACAACUUGCAUCAACAAGUUGAACAUGUGUCACGAAUUUGCUGAAUCUUGCAUUCAGGCAGAAAAUAAACUGCUUGAAUUGAAUGAAAGGAAGCACUUCAGGUCACGUGCUGUAUAUAACAUGGAAGACAGUAAAGCAGAUGUUGCUAUUAUAGCCAUCAAAUCUGAACAUGAGCUUGAAAAUGCUGGUAAAGGUCAACUGAAUGGUAUAGACAGCAGCUUUGUCAGUGGAAGUGUGACAUAUUGCACAAGAACAAAACAGGGAUCAGCCAUUAAUGGUAUUCAGGAAGCUAGUUGUAUCGAGGAAAUCUAUAGAGCACAAAGUUCUUUUUUCUGUCCUCUUUGUUGCGAUGGCAAUAUGUCAAUUCAAAGUGACACACCUGAAGGUUGUGGAAAUGGUGAUUUGGCAUUAUUAAAGGAGAUUGGGGCAAAAAUAUAUAAGAAAAACCAUGUGCAUCACUCAGAAGAAUUUAAUACUGUUCAUGACAUAUUAAUACAAAAUGCUGAAACCAGUGAGGACAGUAGUAAUAUAUGGGAUGAGAGUGGGCCAAUGGAUAAUGUUACUUUGGGAAAUAUUUCACAAGAAGACAAAAUUAUAAGCAAAGAUAAAAUAUAUGGUGUGGUAGACGGAACUGUAACCUUAUUGCACCCAAAGAUAGAAUUUCCCAGCUGCCGUCUUUGUGGCGAGACAUUCGCGGACAUAGAUCUCUGUUUGGACCAUGCCAAGUGUCACGUGGAGUCAGAUCUUUACCCUUGUAGUCUCUGUGAGUUGUGUUUCACAAGUGAAUUAUGCCUGGUAAGUCACUGUGAGGAACACAAAGCGGAAGAGAGGCAGUUACGACCCAAAGGCUCCAAGCGUCUGGUCUGUCCCACAUGUGGGAGAAGGUUCAACAAUUCCAGGACAUUGGCUGGACAUAAUUGUUUCAGUGCAACACGACCUUUCAAGUGUCCAGAAUGUGGUAAAUUUUUCCGCACCGAGGCCAGACUCGAAUUUCAUCAGCAGGUCCAUGAAGGUGGUAGUCCUGUGGUUUGUGAGCACUGUGGUAAGGAAUUCAGUAGAGAAAACAAUCUUUUCGAUCAUGUGCGUUUGGUGCACAUGGGUGAGAAAGCACAUAGAUGUGAACAGUGUGGGAAAUCCUUCCAGCUGAAGGCACGUCUCAUUGCCCAUCAACGUGUACAUACCGGUGAACGUCCCUUUGUUUGUGAUAUUUGUGGAGGAAAAUUCUAUGACAAUGCCACACUUAAGGGCCAUCGAGUCACACACAUGGAUGUGAAACCUUUUCAGUGCGAUAAAUGUGGGCGUUGUUUUGCUCGCAAGACGUUAUUUAAACAACAUGUUAUGGCACAUGUAGAUGAGAACAAACAGCCCAGAAUGUACAGUUGCAAGUUGUGCAUGGAUGCUGUCUUCCCUACUUAUGCCAAACUUGUUGAGCACAGGAAAGAUUCACAUCCUUUAGUUAAAGCUUUUGAGGAUGAUGCAACUCCACACAAUACAAAACCAUUUAAGUGUGAGGACUGUGGAAAGUCAUUUGCAUAUCGUGUAACUUUAGUGGCACAUUGUAGGAAUCAUACUGGAGAGUUGCCGUUUGGCUGCGAUUUCUGCGAAAAAAGAUUUUCUCAAAAACGUUCCUUAGUGCUGCAUCAUCGUACACAUACAGGGGAGAAGCCAUUUGGUUGUGACAUAUGUGGUAAGCGGUUUGUUCAGAGUGCCCACCUGUACUCACAUCUUCGUUUACACACAGGUGAAAAACCCUACCAGUGUGAAGUAUGUGGUAAUCGCUUCAGACUAAAAGAUGUGCGUGAUGCUCACCUCCGUAAACACACCGGCGAACGCCCUUUUAAAUGCAAUGUAUGUGGAAAAGCAUUCAGAACGAGUCAUUCUUAUUAUCAACACAUGUGGAUCCACCAAGGCAAAAAGCCAUACCCCUGUGAAUAUUGUGGAAAAGCAUUCCGUAGGUCAAAUGGGCUUAAAAUUCAUAUCCGAAUUCAUACAGGUGAAAAACCACAUGCCUGUGAUAUAUGUGGUCGUUGCUUUGCACAGAAGCAAGAUAUGAAAAAACAUAGAAACUUGCAUGUUGCAGGGAAAUUGUAACAUCUGUCUUCAUUUAUUACUUAGUGGUAAUAUAGUACAGUGAAGUUGUUUAGGGCAUUCAUCAGCAAGAUGUUUUCUUGCUUAAGGCACUACUAUUUCGUGCCCCACUACUGAUUUUGUCACAUGUAAGCUUAUAUCCCUAGAUACAUGUUUUGCGAGUUAUAUUUUAACAAACGUGUACAUAACAUUCUAGGAAGUUCUGUUUCUUAACAUUUUGUAAAGUGGUACCUUGUAAAUAAUCACAUGAAUGUAGCAGAAAUUUAUGGUAAUAGUAUAGCAUUUCCUUAUUUUACAUCAUCAUAAAAUAAUUUUAAUACAGUUUGUACAUAACACAGGAAUGCUGUAAAUUUUAUGAUUUCUGGACUGUGUACCAGGUAUUUAACUUUAACCUUUAUAAUUUUUCUGAAAAUAUAUAAAAAAAAUUUCCUCCUAUUCAAAAAAAAUAUAUAUCAACACUGGCUUAUGAAAGUUCAGCAGCCUGUCGUUUACUUACAUUUAGAGUCUGAUAUACAAAUUUUCUUCAUUGACGCAAAUCAGCUCAGUUUAGUAAUACGAGGCUGGUCUACAAAGUAAGUUUCCCUGGGGCCGUUUACAGAAACAAAACACAAUUUCAUGGAAA
Messenger RNA from Zootermopsis nevadensis, 4464 nucleotides. RefSeq lists its product as uncharacterized. The record is from RefSeq and is a predicted model, not a curated record. Gene Ontology annotation, cellular component: nucleus. Gene Ontology annotation, molecular function: DNA-binding transcription factor activity, RNA polymerase II-specific; RNA polymerase II cis-regulatory region sequence-specific DNA binding; zinc ion binding. Gene Ontology annotation, biological process: regulation of DNA-templated transcription. NCBI's taxonomy places the organism in Eukaryota, Metazoa, Arthropoda, Insecta, Blattodea, Termopsidae.